Messenger RNA from Musca vetustissima, 2572 nucleotides. It is a transcript of the gene ltl, whose product is annotated as leucine-rich repeats and immunoglobulin-like domains protein 1. Lineage: Eukaryota; Metazoa; Arthropoda; Insecta; Diptera; Muscidae. Bases 5 to 2476 code for a protein of 823 amino acids. The record is from RefSeq and is a predicted model, not a curated record. The transcript has 4 exons. Gene Ontology annotation, molecular function: protein binding.
CAAAAUGGCAUCGUUAGUCUAUGCCGUUUGGAGUAUUACCAAUGUGGCCUCUGUCCAUUGUGCUGCCCGACCGGAAAUCUCACCCUGUACCUGUGAACCCACCUAUGCCCAUAACUAUGUUGAGCUGUUGUGCGAAAAAGUCGAUUCCUUCCAUACCAUUGUCAGUGCCUUGUCGAAUAAAUUUGAACCCUAUGUCAAUGUCAGCUUAAAAAUAACCCACUCUAGUCUGGAGGACUUGGAAAUGUUGUCGUUUAUGGAUAUGAAAAUGAAUUUGAUAAAACUUCGAAUGCAAUGGAACGAACUAAAAUCGGUUCCGGAAUUACCAUUUCGAGGGUUAUCGAAUGUUGAAUAUUUGGGCAUAGGCGACAACGAACUCGAGGAAGUACCCAAACAUAUGCUAAAUCAUAUGCCGGUGGUGAAAACACUCGAUAUUGGAAGGUGUCGCAUACGAUCCGUGCUGCAAGACGAUUUCAAGGGCGUACAAAUGCUUACGAAUCUCUUUAUGCCCAGCAACAAUAUAACGCGCCUCGAUCGCAAUACAUUCCCCCCCAACCUGGUAACAUUGCAUUUAGGUCGCAAUCAAAUUGAAAAUCUCAACGGGACGUUACGACACCUGAACAAACUGGAAUCACUGUUUAUCAAUAUGAAUCGCAUAAAGAGUUUGGAUGAUGAAUUACCCGAGUCGAAUCGCUUGAAAUUGAUAAUUGCUCAAAAUAAUCGCAUUGAACGUUUACCGGAAAGUAUGCGUAAUCUGCAUAAGCUCGAAACUCUAUACAUACAACAGAAUCGUAUUCAAAGCUUGGAUCUUGUCCUCAAGAAUGCCUAUAAUCUAAACGAGUUGUAUGCCUCCAAUAAUCGCAUCGAAUUGCUGGCCAAUGAUGAAUUCCAAUAUGCCACCCAAUUGGAAGAGUUGUAUAUGUGCAGCAAUCAAAUCAAAUCCUUGAACGGUUCUUUGUUGCCACUGAAAAAAUUGUAUAAGGCGAAUUUUUCAUUCAAUGCCAUCGAAGAGUUUUCCAUGGAUGAAAUACGCGGUCUUUUAGCCCUGAAGCAAUUGGAUUUAUCCAAUAAUCGCAUACGGAAAUUAUCCGGCAGUCAGGGCAAUAACAUUGACAAGAGUUCGUAUUUACUUGAUUUAUAUUUGGAUUACAACGAAUUGACAACAUUGGAUGGUGCCCUGAUGGGUUUAAAUAGUUUACGGAUUCUGCGUUUGACCCAUAAUAAAUUGGAACGUAUAUUACCCGAGGAUUUUAUUGGCCUGGAGAAAUUGGAAAUAUUGGAACUGUCUCAUAAUCGUCUAGUGACGUUGCGGGAAAUGCAAACGACAGUGCUACCGAGUUUGAAAAUACUCAAGGUGGACUUCAACAAUUUGACGAUACUUGAUAAGGAUUUCCAUGGUUUACCGGUAUUGUGUCAAGCAAAUUUGACACACAAUCAAAUUAUUUCCAUUUCCCGUGAAUUGGUGGCCAAAACCAGUUGUGUCAAUCACAAUGUACCAGGACGUUUGGAAUUGUAUCUUGAAGAUAAUCCAUUUAGCUGUAAUAUGUUAUUAGAUGAAUAUUGCCCAUUGAUGAAGAAUACCGAGAAACAGUUGAGACUACGCACAAAAUGUUUUGAAGCUUACGAAGAAGUCUGCCAGAGCCGCCAAUAUAUUUUGAUGUUGCCCAGUGUGAAUUUGAGCCAACAACAAGUGAUACCGGUAAUUGUGCCAUCUACGGAGCUUCUGAAAAAAGCCGAUAAUUUGCUGCCACCACUAUUUGCACCAUUGGCAGGGGGUGCUGCCAAUAUUAAGCCUUUAAUAAUUACACCAGCUAUAAAAAUAGUUGAAGCGCCGGUCAUAUCAAUUCCAUUGACCACAACAAGUACUACCACCACGACCACAACAACAACGACGCCGGCUCCAACCACAACAACAACAAGUACUAUUGCCACUACCACUGCAGACACAACUAAUUACCCCCUAAAUGCUGCAAUGCCGAGAUCUACUCAAGUAGAACAAAUGAACGAGACAAAUGAUAAUGAAACGCAAAAUCCAACAAUUGAACUUACCAAUCAUCGUGACAAGCCAUCACUUACGGGUAAUGACCAACUAACAACCACUGCAACAACUCAAAUGCCAACACUUAAUCUUACCUCAUCAGUAGAUGAGGUUGCAGCAGAAUUACCUCAUGAUUCUGUUGUUACACAAAACCCAGCAAUAUUGGUUGUGAAUAUUGACAAUGCAGCCGUCUCAGAUGUACUCCACUCUAAUCCUGUGGCAGAAUCGAAAUAUUCAACCGUUGAAUAUAUACCAAAUCUUGAAAAAAUCGGUGAUCCCCUUGAAGCAGAGUCACCACAACAACCACCGCCGGAAGUCCUCAUCGAAGAGGAUUCCAAAUCGAAUGCGAUACAUGAGGAGUAUCACAACAAUGUUAUGACAGACUAUGGAAGUGCACCACAAAAUUUACUACAGCCGGAUGAGCCGCCUGAAAAUCCAUAAAAAUCUAUUGAUUAAUAAAUUAAUUGAUAUUAACAUUAAUAAUAAUGCAUCAUGUUUAUUACUAUAAUAUAAAAAUAUUACACAUACUAUAAUUAA